AUGGCUAAGACCACGUUCAAUGUGCAACCCACCUUCUUCGGGCGGUCUGCUCUUAUCCCGACAAGCAUGGAAUUGCCGGUGCUUCAGCCGCACGAUCGGGAAGCUACAAAUGCAGGUGGUCUGUUGCGGGAGAUGCUCAUGCUGUCCCCUGUGACUCCUCAAUUGCACAAUUUUCUUGUGGGGACGUACUCGUCGACAGUCCAUAGACUAUACCCGGUCCUGACUGAUGAUGACCUAUCGCGUCUUUCCGAGCAGGCGCUGGGCUCAGCCCCCACAGCGAGUGAAGCUUUUACUCGGAACAUGGUAUAUUCCAUAGCCUGCUACUGCAUCGUAGGACAUGACGAAGCGAACCUAUACCGUCCCCUGGCCGAAGCUUGUCAUCAGGCUGCGUUGAGACAAACAGAGCACGUCACGGCAAAACUUGAUGUCGCCUCGCUACGGAGCAUUACACUAUUGGCACUGCAUAGCCUGUUUGCGCCCCAUCUCGGAAACUGUACUCAGCUGAUCGGUAUCGCGGCCAGAAUGUGCAUUGACCUGUGUCUCUCAGAAAGCCGGGAACCUAGUCUUCACGGUCUGUACAUUUCUGUCCUCUGUAUCGAACGACAAGUUGCCUUGGCUCUGGACAGGCCCUGGGUGUUGAGUCUGAAGGGGCAAGACGACGACACAGCUAAUGUCGAGCCUAUCGCUCUCUUAUACGCUUUGCUCUCCAUCCAAUCUAGGGCCAAGGCCCACAUCUCGACUGACAAACCCUGCGACCUACAAGUCUUGAUGCAAAGUCUCACCAAAAUUGCCGGCCUCAUUUCAGCUUACAAGCAGGAACAGAAAAUUCCCAACCUCAUGUCAGCUUUGAGAGAGACGGAAUUCGCUCUCCAUCCCGAAACCUCGAGCAACAGAGCUUUGCUCUUGAUGUUGUCGUAUCAGCAUCCAGGUUACUGGUUUACGUUUCUCACGCCACUUUGGAUCUUUAGAGGUGUUUGCUGGAUGCUCAAGUGCUCCGAAGAUGCUAGGUUAGCACGGUCUUCCGAGGGGUAUCGUUCAUCUAUCAUGAUGCUGGAUCGAGCGAGCCAGCGGUGGUCUUUCUGCAGAGCUCUAAUCCGAGCCCUCGAGGCUGAGGCUGAUAAGCGUGAUAAGCCGUGUUAA
Molecule: messenger RNA, 1140 nt
Organism: Capronia epimyces CBS 606.96
Lineage: Eukaryota; Fungi; Ascomycota; Eurotiomycetes; Chaetothyriales; Herpotrichiellaceae
Exons: 2
Coding region: 1-1140 (379 amino acids)
Biological process (GO): positive regulation of transcription by RNA polymerase II
Molecular function (GO): DNA-binding transcription factor activity, RNA polymerase II-specific; sequence-specific DNA binding
Source: RefSeq, a predicted model, not a curated record